Molecule: messenger RNA, 1142 nt
Organism: Cetraspora pellucida
Lineage: Eukaryota; Fungi; Glomeromycota; Glomeromycetes; Diversisporales; Gigasporaceae
Source: the annotation of a GenBank genome assembly
GAUCUGUGAUUGUUUCUCGUAAAAUUAUUCAAAUGUUCGCAAUUGCAUUCUUUCGAGCCCAUAGCAGAAGCUUUGCUUUUUCAAGCAUACGGGCAGUUCAAAUUCGAACUGCGAUGAACAGAUCCGGACUUGAAAAAUCACAAUGUGCUAUUUUGUUUCCAGGACAAGGUGCUCAGUAUGUUGGAAUGGGUAAAGAUCUUUAUUCGGAAUAUCCUUCUGCACGUCGAGUAUUUGAAGAAGCUGAUGACGUAUUAGGAUUUAAAUUGACAGAAUUAAUGUUUGAAGGUCAUCAGAAAGAUUUGAAUCAAACACAAAAUGCACAACCUGCAAUAUUGACUACAUCUAUAGCCACUCUUCGAGUCUUAGAAAGUGAAUAUGGGUUUGAUGUUUCAUCCGCUUGCACGUAUGCGCUUGGACACUCUCUAGGGGAAUAUACGGCUUUGGUUGCUACCCAGUCGUUAUCAUUACGUGACGCUGUUAAGCUUGUUAGACUUCGUGGUGAAGCCAUGGCAAAUACAGUUUCUCAACUAGGAGUCCAAACGGCCAUGGCCGCUUUAAUUGUUCGUGAAGAAAACUUGACCAAACUUCAAGCUUCGCUUGAUGAAAUUUGUUCUAGCUUACCCGAGGGUGAAUCUGUAGAACUUGCUAAUAUUAAUAGCUCUUUUCAGGCAGUCAUUAGUGGAACAGGUAAGGCCGUAGAUUAUGCAUCACGAGUUUUGCAGUCACAGCAUCUUGCUGCACGUGCUUUGGACCUUCCUGUAUCAGCUCCGUUUCAUUGUAGAUUAAUGCAACCAGCUGCAAAUGUAAUGCAAAAGGCAAUGAGUGAUAUCAAAUUUAAGCAACCAAUCGUUGAUAUUAUAUCUAAUGUCACCGCAAAUUCGAUACAAUCAGUAUCUGAUAUACCUUCUCUUCUAGUUCGACAAGUGACUGCUACUGUUCAAUGGCAUAAAAGUAUAAGAUAUUGUAAGGAAAAUGGCAUUGACAAUUUCAUAUUAUUUGGACCUGCAAGGGUAUUAGCUAAUUUGCUAAAGAAAGAAUAUCCUUUAGAUUUUGUCAGGCCAUUUGCUACCGUUGCUGAUAUUCAAUCCUACAUAGAUUAUUUAAAGAUUAAACAAACAAACAUCAUACAAUCAGAUAUUACU